Messenger RNA from Equus caballus (horse), 1378 nucleotides. RefSeq names its product CMRF35-like molecule 5. The record is from RefSeq and is a predicted model, not a curated record. Gene Ontology annotation, cellular component: plasma membrane. NCBI's taxonomy places the organism in Eukaryota, Metazoa, Chordata, Mammalia, Perissodactyla, Equidae. Gene Ontology annotation, molecular function: transmembrane signaling receptor activity.
AGUCCAAGGCCCUGGAGGGCAGCUGGCAUUUGAUGAUCACAGGGAGAGAACCCAGGCAGGCAGGACCAUGCGGCUGCUCCCGGCUCUGCUCCUUCUCAUCAUCCCGGGCUGUUUCUCCAUCCAUGGUCCGGGGACAGUGAGCGGCCCCGAAGGGGGUUCGGUGACCAUUGAGUGUCACUACAAUUCAGGGUGGGAGACCUACAAGAAGUGGUGGGGCCGUGGAAACGCCUGGCAUUCCUGCCGAAUCCUUGUUAAAACCACUGGGUCAAAGCAAGAGGUGAAGAAGGACCGAGUGUCCAUCAAGGAUGAUCACAGAUGCCGCACGUUCGCUGUGACCAUGGAAAAGCUCAGGAGUGACGACGAAGACACCUACUGGUGUGGGAUUGAGAGAUACGGAAUUGACCGGGGGGUCCAAGUAAAAGUUACCAUUGAUCCAGCAGCAUAUACAACAACCCCACCCACACUGCUGAUAACAAACACGACUGAAUCUAUGACGACAGACCAGUCUGAACCUAUGACAACGGCCAGUCUGACUUCCUCGUCUCCAGUCACCCAGAGCGUCAACAACAGCCAACCCUUGCCUCUGACCAGCCCCCUCAUCAGGGUCCUGCUCUGCAACAUCCACUUUGUGCUCCUGACAUCCAUGAAGGUGCCCCUGCUUGGGAUCCUGCUAUGUACCGUGAUGUGGUUAAGCAGGAGUCAGCGGGACUCCAGGGGGAAACAACGUCAGUCUGAGCAGGAGAACCGCAGUUCCCACGCCAUCGACACCCUCACACCGGAGGAGCAGACGAGUGGGACCUCCUGACCUCUCAGCAGGGAGUGUGCAGUGAUGGCAGUUCCAAGAGACGAGGGGCCCUGCUGAGGUGAGGACUCCCCUCGCUCUGGCCUCAGCAAGAGCAUCGGCUCCCUGCCUGCUCCGCACAGCUCCAGGACCCUGGCCUCUGCCACAGAAGCAGAGACAAGAAAGGAGAUGGUGUUGCCCUUCCACACUGGGUCCUCCAGGCCCCUGUAAUCUCCCCCGUGUGGGUCCUCCUGAUGCCUCCUUGCCUUGUGACUCUAGAGCGGCCCUGCCAAGAAAAUUGACUAUUACACUGUCCAGGAUUCCAGCCAAUAUGGGUUUCAAAAUUCAGGACCAGCCAGCAAGUAUAAAACCUAAAUUAAACCAAAAAGCUUCAGAGUGUGUCUACACAGGCAAAGACCCCACCAUGGGCCAGGUGUAUGCAGGUCUGCUGAUUCCACCUUCUGUUGCAUCAGUACCUCCUGGAGAAAGAAUCUCCUGGAUGUGGAUGAUUGAAGAUAGGAUUGGACCGUUGCCCAGCUCACAUCCCAUCUCUUUGUGCUGUUCAUUUCCUAUUAAAAUCUAUGGAUCUCCUGUGCA